Molecule: messenger RNA, 1838 nt
Organism: Salarias fasciatus (jewelled blenny)
Lineage: Eukaryota; Metazoa; Chordata; Actinopteri; Blenniiformes; Blenniidae
Gene: gemin7
Product: gem (nuclear organelle) associated protein 7
Exons: 4
Coding region: 842-1228 (128 amino acids)
Biological process (GO): spliceosomal snRNP assembly
Cellular component (GO): SMN-Sm protein complex
Source: RefSeq, a predicted model, not a curated record
CUGUGAAUUGACUGGGAGCUGGACUGCCCUGGAGUCUGUGUGGGAGUGGUGUGUUUCCUGCAGCCGCCGCCACUGCUGUAUCGGGCUGUGUAUGCUCUCCUUCAUGCUGCCAGUGGUGCAGUCAUCAGCUGCAGUUGACCCCAGGCUUUACUGCUGUUUUGGCUCUCCUUCUUUGGAUGUGCUUAAUACCUGCUCGUCGCACCACGGCCUCCUCAGUACACCCUGCUGCCCUAGGGGCCUGAUGGACCACCCAGGCUCCUUGAGAAGUGUGGCUCUCCUGCGUCGAGCCUAGGAGCUUGAGCCUGCGCCGUGCUCGGGCAUUUUUAGAAAUGCAGACGCACUUUUCCUUCUGAUUUUCUUUUUUUUCCUUCUUCUGUUCGAUUGCGUUUAAUAGUGAUUACGUUGCUUUAUUGUUUUCUGUUCUAUCCCUUUGGUUCUUGUUAUUUUGUAAUGAUUUGUUUUUUUCAUUUCGUAUAAAUUACUUUGUUCCUCUUUCGUUUGAAUAUUUAGGUAUUGGGUUUUUGUUUUCAGGGUAUGAGGGCUGCCAUCAUUUUGUGAGUUUAAUUGUUGAUUUUCUUUUCUUUUGACAGGUGCUGGGGGUCCCAGAGCGGCAGCGGUUCCCUGGUGGUGGUUCCGUUUUCACUUUUUGGUUUGCUGUGUCACGGGUGCUGUGUGUUUUUGGAUCCUCCCCCCUUGCUGUUACCGCUGUCGUGACUCUGUCUACCGGCGCCUCCAAGUCAACCUUGUGGCUCUGAGAGGAAAGGUCAGGGUUCCUGUUUGUCCGACGCGCUGCCGCGUCCUCCAGAAAGCACACGAUGACAUAUUGAGAAACAAAAUCAACAUGGCGAUGCCGGUGUCUGUGCUCCGCCUGCCUAAGGGACCUGACCCCAACAGCCGCGGAUUUGAUCCGAAUUCACCCCGCUUCAUCGCCCUGUGCCGCACCUCCAUCCCGUCUUCAGCCGUGCCAGGGGGAAACACGGAGCUGCUGCAGGAGGAGCAACAGGCCCGAUCUGCCCUGAGAGAGAGUUUCCUCCGGUGUCUGCUCUCCAUUAGCAACAAGAAAGUUCAGUUCCACAUGCACGAGAACGUCAAGGUGGAGGCCACGUUUGGAGCAUCAGACAUCGACGUGCUGAACUUCCAGGUGUCCAAUCUGCACACUCCCAUUGGCGUGCAGAAAGAGGCGCUGAUCAGGUGUCAGGAUGUCAUAUCAUUCACUUUUGAUGUAUGAACACUUGAAGAGGUUUGCGUGAAAGCUCACUGCUUGAAAAUGUUAUUUUUUCCACACCAAGAGCCUGUUUAUAAAAUGCAGUUAUUUUUGGUAGUUUCCUGCUUAAAUUGACUGCUGCUGGUUGACGAGGGAGGAGAGGGAGGAGAAAUUCUAUUUUUGGGCACCAGAGGGAGUCAUAUGCCUUUGUUUUAUGUUAAAACCUCUGCAUGUGAACUUGUGAAGGUUUUUCUAUCAGAGCAAAAAGUACUGACAUUCUGAAUUCACUGGUUUGUUUUUGCAAAGGUUUAUAUUGUAAUUUUUUUUUUCCAUUGCAUAUCAUCGCUCUCAAAUAUGUUUGAACAUCUUGAGAAUUAAUUGAACAAGAAAACACUUUUUCUGUUCCAUGUUUUUGAACGUAUGUUUGAGAAGUUGAUGAACCUGCAACAGAAAGUCAAACUGUCACGUCAAAUUUUCUCCAACUUUAAUCUUUGAAAGACUCAAAAUGACAUUGAAACCUUGUACUCAUGCAAAAGUUGUGAAAGUGUUAAAUAAUUCUUUUGUGCUUUGAGUGAAAAAAGUUUAACUUUGUAACAGAUUAAAUUAUAUUUGCAAAUAAAACAUUUGAAGAAGA